AUGCCCAAACCUGUCAUCCAAGAAAAGGGAGUGACCGUCAUCUCUGUGGCAGCUGACCAUAAGAGCAUGUUUCUACCGCUGUGCCAAAUCCUGAAGGCGCUUUGCCACAGUCCGUGCUUCUUGUUGUUCCAAGGGCCCGUGCAGACUAGCGCCACUACUGCUAUUGGGACUAUACAGAUCAUGGUGGGCCUGUUCAACAUUGGACUCGGGCCAGGACGAACAAGCACAUAUCCUGGGGAUUUGACCAGCUUGGGAGCUGCUUACUGGCUGGGUGCUGUGUUUAUUGUAACUGGAAUCAUGUCAAUUCUGGCUGGACAGUUCCCUUCAUCCUGCUUGGUGGGCUUCACUGUGUUUAUGAACAUUGUUGGAGCUAUCUUCGCCAUUACUGGUAUUGUGCUGUAUGCCAUAGACCUGACAGGUGCCUCUCUCCUCUGGAUUUGUGACCGCAGCAGAAACAAUGCUGAUCAUGCUGACAACUGCAGAAAUGUGGCGCUCCUAGCCCAGAAAUUGUUAACAUUCAUGGACUCCACACUGAUUGCGAUGGCUGCUCUUCAGCUCUGUGUCAGCAUUAGGUUUGCUAUUCUGGGCAUCAGGGCUUUGACCAGUGAAAUUAAAAAGGAAGAGGGUAGCGAAGAUGUUGAAGAUCAGCGGCCACUGUUGAAGGACGUGCUCCUGACCAGUCCUGGUGCUUAA
This is a messenger RNA of Morone saxatilis (striped sea-bass), 693 nucleotides long. Its product is annotated as high affinity immunoglobulin epsilon receptor subunit beta-like. Gene Ontology annotation, cellular component: membrane. Lineage: Eukaryota; Metazoa; Chordata; Actinopteri; Moronidae. The record is from RefSeq and is a predicted model, not a curated record. The transcript has 6 exons. The coding region runs from base 1 to 693 and encodes 230 amino acids.